Molecule: messenger RNA, 1653 nt
Organism: Corylus avellana
Lineage: Eukaryota; Viridiplantae; Streptophyta; Magnoliopsida; Fagales; Betulaceae
Source: RefSeq, a predicted model, not a curated record
AUGGCAGCAAAUCCCAAGCCUCCUCUUCUUUUCCUUCACGUUAUUGUCUUGCUCUCCAUACUUUCAUUGCCAAUCACAGCAUCACCAGAAACACAAGCAGAAGCUCUUGUCAAAUGGAAAAACACCCCUCCCCCUCCUCUCACUUCAUGGUCCCACACCAACCUCAACAACCUUUGCAACUGGACAAGCAUUGUCUGUGACCCAACCGGAACAGCAUCUGAGAUAAACCUCAAUGGAACACUGCCAAAGCUCAUUGGAACACUGGCCCACUUCAACUUCACUCCAUUCCUUAACCUCACCCGCUUCGACCUCAACCACAACAAUCUCAUUAGGCCAAUACCAUCGGAGAUAGGCCCGCUAACGGAGCUUCAAUACGUGAGUCUUCUCCACAACUCUCUCAAUGGAAAAAUCCCAUAUCAGAUUACCAAUCUUCAAAAGAUUUUUCUCUGGGCCUCCAUACAAACACAAACCAGAAGAGGUGAAGAAAAUAAAAUUUUACUUUGCGGCCUGCGCCUUCAUGCUGAACAAACAAAAACCAGCAGGGGGGCGGGCGCUCGUAGACCCGCCACUAGCCUUUCUGGCUCAAUUCCAUCGGAAAUAGGCCUAUUGACAAAGCUCCAAUAUCUUUAUCUCUCUGAAAACCAGCUCUCUGGUCCGAUUCCAGUAGAGCUUGGAAAGUUGACUCAACUGCAGGCUUUACAGCUGGCCUCCAAUGAAUUGUCCGGGGAAAUUCCACUGGAAAUAGGCCUAUUGACAAAUCUUUUAAUUCUUUUUCUGUUUAAUAAUAGUAUUUCUGGCUCAAUUCCUCCCGAGAUUGGGAACUUGAAAGAUUUGGAGUUAUUAGACCUUUCAGAGAACCAGCUCUCUGGUCCAAUUCCAAUAGAGCUUGGAAAGUUGACUCAACUGCAGGAUUUAGAGCUAGGCUCCAACGAAUUGUCCGGGGAAAUUCCAUUGGAAAUAGGCCUAUUGACAAAUCUCGCAAUUCUUUCUUUGUUUAAUAAUAGCCUUUCUGGCUCAAUUCCUCCCGAGAUUGGGAACUUGAAUGAUUUGGAGGUAUUAGGCCAUUUAGAAAACCAGCUCUCUGGUCCAAUUCCAGUGAGCUUGGAAAGAGAGAUUCCUCGGAAUCUAGUCAACUGUACAAGCUCAACUGUACCUGAGAAUUGUGAAAGCUUAUUGAACAAAGACUUGACAAACGACUACGUGCACAUGGUGGACCUCAGUAGCAAUAGACUCUCAGGAAAUAUUCCUCAAGACCUUGCAAGGCUUUCAUCAUUGAAGAGUCUUAAUCUAUCACAUAACCAACUUUCAAGGGAAUUUUCAUCAUCAUUUUCCUGCAUGGAAACUCAGUACUACUUAAUUGCAGCCAUUGUUGGUGGACUCAUAAUAUGUUACCGGACGACCAAAUUCCUGGAGCAAGAAAGCAAAGCAAUUUUAGAACGUGAGGAGAAGGCUGAGUCACUAAUAUGGGGAAAAGAUAGUAAAUUCAUAUUCAAGGAUAUUGUGAAGGCCACUAAAAACUUCCAUGAGAAUUAUUGUACUGGAAAAGGAGGAUUUGGAAGCGUUUACAUAGCAGCAUUGCCGACAGGUCAAAUUGUUGCAGUUAAAAGAUUUAACAUGUCACAAUCCAGUGGCAUCUUAGUUGCCAAUCACUAG